Racocetra fulgida is the source of this 141-nucleotide messenger RNA. Lineage: Eukaryota; Fungi; Glomeromycota; Glomeromycetes; Diversisporales; Gigasporaceae. The record is from the annotation of a GenBank genome assembly.
AUGGAAUGCAAAAAUCUUAUCGGUCAAUCCAGAAUUAAGCUAAUUUCAAGGGAAGUUCUCAGAGCCGCCUAUGUGGUACAAAAUCUAGACAUUUUGAGGAGAUGCAUUUUUGUAGAAAUGAAUAAUUUUGAACUCAAAUAA